GUAAUAGUUGAACCGUAUCGCAGUAAGACAACGAAUAGACGACGAUGAAACACAUUCACAGCGAUGAUGGAAAACCAGAUCCCUAUAAAAGGGUAUCAUAUAGAAACAGAGAUCAGUAUUGCAUCAGACAUCAUGGCUCUCAAACAGGUACUUGUAGUCUUGGCUGCGCUCUGCGCUGUGAUGGGCAGACCGACGGAGAUGGACAAUCCUCCGAUGAAGCCGAGUGGCACAUCAGACAUUGGCAAGUCUGAUCUUGAAUCUGAGCAGACUGGAAUGAGUACUAGCAUGAAUAACUAUCCGCUUGGACGGCCCAUGGCGUUCAUCCCGGUCUAUUACUUACCUCCUCACGGUAUUGUCCCUAAACUGAGGAUGCGCCGGCCUAUGCAGAAAGAUGGCGAGGCAGUGCCUCCCAUGGUCUAUUCUAACCCAAAAGACUGCGAAAAAAUGAUGCCUGAAAAAGAGUUGCCAUUACAAGCUGGGCAAAAGAACCCACAAGAUCUUAACCCUUCGUCCAUCGUUGCACAACCUGCCCAGCCAAUGAAGAAUCCUGACAAACUGAUGGACACGUUACCUAACGUGGAGGAAGGAAAGGUUCACGAGAAUGCACCAACCAGUUCGUUUGAUUCUCCAGCUGAACUAAUGUCGGGAUUAGAUAAGCCCGUUUCCAGGAGCACCGAUAGGGACCAGCAGGAUGUUGGCAGUAUGAUGAACGCUCAACAAGACCUUGUUCCUUUGUCAGAGCCAUCAUCUUUAGCAAUUCCAAGAUUGAAAAGAUCUCCCCAGUUUUAUCGUCCACCACACCACGGCUACGAAAGGUAUGGCUACGAAGGCUACGGUGGCUACGGCGGCUACGGCGGUUACGGCGGUUACGGUCCUUAUGAUUACCCCGGAUACGGUGACGAAGUCAUCGAUAUUGAUAUUGAAAUGUAUUGAAAAUGUUGAAUCAAAUGUAUAGUCCGCUAACUGUUCGAUGACAAAUAAAACUAUUGAUGACA
This is a messenger RNA of Daphnia magna, 995 nucleotides long. RefSeq lists its product as uncharacterized. NCBI's taxonomy places the organism in Eukaryota, Metazoa, Arthropoda, Branchiopoda, Diplostraca, Daphniidae. Bases 64 to 933 code for a protein of 289 amino acids. The transcript has 2 exons. The record is from RefSeq and is a predicted model, not a curated record.